AAAUAUAGUUCUCUCUCUCUCUCUUCUUGGCUUUUAACGACCUUACAGGUCACGCCGGCCAUUUCUGGCUUACUAGACUUAUUUUACCACGUAGCCGGAAAGUCAGUCCAUGCUACGGGGGAACGGUCUGGAUGGGAUUUGAACCCCGGUCCUGCCGGGUGGGCCGGCGCCGUUUAUCAAAUACACCACCGGGCCGCCCCGAUAUAGUUAUAGUAUAGUUAUUUAUUUCAUUUAAUAGUGCAGAUCAAAGCAAAUUAUUUCUAUUUCAGUUAAAAUGUUGUGAAGGUUAAUUAAAAAUUUUCGAGGGUAAAAAAGUUUUUAGUUUAUAAUUUCCUCUAUGGGAUCAUUCAAUAAUUACGUAACACUGGAAAGGGUGAGGGAGUUGAGUUAUCCCUAUCUGCCCUAAAAAAAUCUAUUUAAACUAUGAAAAAUAUCUUAUCAGCACUAUCUACUCGAUUUUUUUCCAUAACAAAUUUUGACGCCUAGCUAAAUAACAAAGAAAUCAUUUUGCUUUUAUCUAGUUAUGUUCCUUGUUGCCUUCUUUCAAUAAGAAAUUCUGCUGUGAAUAUUUUGUUGUGACAAAGUCGAUAGAAAUUUUCGAUUUUUUCCACCCGUUGUUUUUGUUCGGGGAAUGAUUUCAAGCAAAUAUUGAUUGCAUCCAUGAGAUGAGAAACAAAUUUGCAACGUAGCUUAUGAUCAUUUGAAACGUACCCCAUCCAUUUCCCAAUAUUUAUGCUAAGUACAACGGCCACCUCAACACUGCUAAGUAUGCUUCCACAUAAUCUUCCACAAAAAUGAGCGGUGUAAAAAGAUGCCAUUUUCUUAACAACUUUCAAAGUCAAAGCUCUUCACGAAAAAGUAAUUGGCCAACGGCUUUGCGUAAGGUGGCCACUACCUCGUCGCUGCUCCUAGCACACCCAGCCGCUAGGAUGCAUUAUCGUAUAUAAAUUUACUUUCACACCCAAUCAACCAACGAAACCCCAACCCCACUUUAAGCUUUGCGUCCCACUGCCAAAAAGUAGGAAAAAAAGAACCUCCCUAAAGCAGACAAGAUCUCGCAGAAGGUAGCAAAAGUGUUGGUGCUACCUUGGUGUUGCCGCUGUUUGCGAAACAAUUUAUAUUGGAAUACUUCGGUCAACUUUUCGUUUCGUUUCAACCAAUCGGCGGGUGUGGUGUGGUCGGUGUGUCCGUUAAAACAUGGUGUGGGGUACAUUUUCUCGCCGUUGUUAUGGCGCGUUUGGUUUGGCCGUGUUUGCCGAGAUGACACAGCUAUUACUGCUACGGGAAAGGUUGCCGAGAUGACUUUCAGAAGUUUUUCACUGUUUUUUAAAGCAUUUUUCCUAACAUUUUCGUGUUGUUCUUCGUUCAGUCGCUUUCAAUUUUGAGGCCUCACUUUUUUCGCCACCUUCCGCAAUGUGCCAAGUGUACCGUAUACCAGCAGUUCAUGUACUUGUCAAAUACUCCGUUGUUUUUUUUUCGAUUUUUUUGGUCAUGUUUUUCCAUUCUCUUUUGGAGGAUCACUUUUGUUUGAAAGCGGUUUUUUUUCUUCAAACUGUUAGCACCUUCGGCCGUUACUUUCAAAAGCGUCCUCACACUUCGCUCAGGUCAGCAGCAGCUUGGUGGCCUGGCAGUGGAGUUAUAUGAAAUGGAGCAUAUAAUUUACAGCGUCGUCUGACUCGUUGUCAGUGAUUUAUCAGCGCUUGAGCGCAUACUUACGCAGCGCAUAACAAAAGAAAGGAAAGUAAGAUGUACUUUGUUUUUCGUUUGGUGGGGGUCAUUGAUGGUCCUUUUUUAUCGUUACAACGUUAGCUGGCAGAUAUCUUUUUGAUGGUACCGAGAUACUUCCGCUUAACAUGUAGUACCAGUGUAAGCGUCCGUGCAGAUGCUGGGAAAAUUUAAUUUCUCGAAUAAGCUGUUAAGUGUUUCGAAUGAUUCGUAGAAAUGCUGUAACGAAACCGUUGCGUGACGUGUGCAAUAAAAUGUUCUUUCAAUAAAAAGGUGUUUUCCUUCAUUAUGCUUUCCCUGUCUCACGGAUGACUGUUUUGAAUGAAAAUCAAGGAUUUUUGUUAGCACUUAAGUUUGCAUCAUGAAGAAAAGACUCUUCCUUGCAGUUUCGUAGGUUAACAUCCUGGUUGUGCGAUGAACAUAAGUCAAAUAAGCCAUUUUAUGGCUUGCCAGGCAUGGCCAAACAGAGGUCAUUACGCUAUAUAGGAAUGAAAUUUAGAAGGGAGCGUGAAGUUAAAAUGAAAGCUAAUUAACAACCACUCCAAAGGGGGGUGGGAAAAAAUGGAAAUCCAAACGUAGGAAAAAAAAGUUUUAUAAUAACCUUAUCUCGACCAAGUUGCUGAAUACCCGAAGCCAUUUCUUAACCUUCGUUCAGCGCGAAACCAAAAGUCGCUUGUAAAGAUUGCUCCCGUUCACUUACGUUACGGUAGCAUUAAUCGGCUUAGAUUUUCAUUUCAGCAGCACACCAUUUCCAAAACGCAUUGAGUGCUCUCGUACCGGCCGAUUGAAUAUUGAUGGUAAUGCUUAAACAAAACACACACACACACAAAAACACAUUCCAUUCAUAGCAACACGGCCGAUCAUAAAGCCAUACUUUAUAAUAAGCGUUAAGUAGUAAAGUUUUUUUUAUCAAGGAUAAUGUUCCGAAACCUUAUUGAUAACAGUAAAGUGCUUUUAAAAAACCACUUUUUUCCAAACAAUGAACCAUUUAAGGCACCGUGAUUUAUGCUUUAUAUUUACAUGCGAUAUUUUUCCAUCUCUCGUUCUUCAUUUGUGUAUUAAUUAUAGCAAAAACUUGUAAUAAACAUUAUCAGGUAUGGGUUUUAAUUAAUAUCGAGUCUGUUUCUACAUCAUCAGCAAAUGAACUGUUUAAUCAAUAUGCAUUUUAUUUUUAAAUUGGCGUAGUGUUUGAUGAUUUUAUUCUUUUUGCUGAAUGAUGCUGUGCUCAUUAUUUGGGUUGAGAUAUGUGCGAAAACAGUAUUUUUGCUGGUAAAUAAUAUCUUCUUGGAAAUUUAAUACAAUAACGUCAAUCGAACAAAAAAUGCCAUUCAUUAAUUCCUUCUUUUUUCAAACAAAUGGCAUACAAUUGCAAACUGGAUUGAAAUUUAUAUAUAUGAUAUGUUGCGAUAAUAAUAAUGAAAAAAUGAAUUAAAAAAUAUAAAACAUUCCUCACUGUAUUCCAUGACACAGGAUGCAAAAAAAAACAGUCAGGACCAUUCACAAGCACAAAUUCAUUCUUAUGAAAUGUUGGUAGCAACUCGGACGGAUGCAAAAAUAUGCAAGCCUGUGUGAAGAAUGAAGGCAACUUUCUGCAUUUUUCUCCGGCAAAAAUAUGCAAUUUAGAGCACAUUCCAGAAAAUAUGUUUCUGUUUCGGGUUCAAGUAUUCAAUGUUGCAUUGUUUGCAGCCGACUCAUGGUUCCGCAUAGUUGAAAAUGUUAGGCUGGCUUUCCUGAGAUAUUAGAACCAUGUAGCGAUGAUAGAGCGAAAGGCAGUAAUGUUACAUCGUAUUGCAAACAAUUCUGUUUGUUAUCAUUUGUUUUACAAUGCUUAAAUCAUUUACUUGUGUGUUGCACAAAUACUCCAAAACAAAUAGUCCUUUUGGUACUAGUAACAGCAGUCAAAUAAUUUAGAAGAAUCAUCCUUAAUAUGUUGAAUCAGCUUAUAACUGAUAACUUGGCUGAAUAGGUUUAAAAGAGACUUUAAAAAAUGUUUUAUGAAGAAUGACGGAUUAUUGUCAAAUUAUUUACCUCAAUGGCUGAGUAAAGGUCAAUUUUCACAAGACAUUUCCAAGCCAGAGACACGAGAUAUUGAUCUAUUUUUCUUUAUUUUACUUUGAACAUAGCUGCGAUUGCCAUGUUCUACGUACGCGUGUGCUGUAUUAUAUUUACAAGAGCUUUAUUUACUCUUAUCUUUACGCGUAUCUUUACUAUUACAACUAACGAACUUCUUUACUGUCUUUUAGUGCUUUUUUUUGAAUUUAACCUAAUAUUCUUGACAAUCUUUGUUGGCCAUUCGCUGUUUUUCAGCUGUAAAAUGGGUAAUUUAAGUACGAUGUUGCAUUCAUCGAUCAUUUUUCAAAAAUAGUAAAAUAAAAAUUUCAAUUCACACUCACACAAAAUUAUAUUACCAACCAGCCCAGUGUCAAGACUAUCAACUCAAUUUUGAUCUUAAUCAGUCUCCGAGAAGCGAAAGUGUCGGGACAAAUUAAUGUGAUAAUAUGAAGGUUCCCAUUUAUUCCAAAACAUCUUUGUCUUCAGCCAAAGUGUACACGUCCUUCGGUUUUUAUUCUUUUCCAUUUUUUGCUGCAACAAUGCUACCAUUUUCCUUGCCUCCCGUGCUUGUGCUUGUCCACCAGAGAUUGAGUUGUCUGGCGAUACGUACAAUAUGGAUGCCUUUCACACUUUUCGUGCCAAUGCUUUUGAGCAACAUUUCCCAACACAAUGACAAACGCUCAGUUUAUUCCCAUGUUUCGUCGGAACGAAACGCUUCUUUUUUCCCCGCACAUCUUGAUUUUUAUUCUAUCCUCGUGCAAUUGUUCCGUCUUUUUACUCCAUCUUUUUUCUUUCUUUAUUUUUUUUCAGCGCUACUUUCGGGGACGUUGCGCACAUAUCAACGGGCCGGCUGUGAUCGAGAGCUUGUCACAUUAAGCUGUCCCCGUGGCACGAGCAUCUCGAUCGAGAUAGCACAGUAUGGGCGAAGUGGUGAUGCAAACGAACGAAACCUGUGUCCGGCAAGUACCGAGGAUGCACUAGACAUCAGUAUACCUGGUACGGAAAUAGAAAUAAAAGCACCGGAAAGCUGCACAUGGCCCAACGCCUUACAGUACUCGUUGCUUCAAACAGUCGUGGAAGCAUGCCAAAAGAAGCGCCACUGCAAGUUUCUCGCAUCGCCAAAAACCUUCGGUGGCGAUCCGUGCCCGGGCCAGCGGAAGUUCGUCGAGGUGGCCUACAAGUGCCGACCGUACGAGUUCCGGAGCAAAAUCGCUUGCGAAAACGAUGUAAUUCAAUUAAUUUGCAACCCAUACUCCCGGAUAGCAAUCUACAGUGCGAAUUACGGUCGAACCGAGUACGAAAGUCUUCAGUGCGCGCAACCGCAGGGCGUAAAGGAGGAAAAUUGUCUUGCCUCGUACGCGACGGAAACGGUGAUGCAAAAGUGUCACGGACGGCGGAAAUGCACACUUUCGGCGGACAGUACAACAUUCGGCAAACCAUGCCGGCCAGAUUCGAGGAUGUAUUUAAAAGUUGUUUACACAUGCGUGCCUAGAAAGGUGCUGAAGGACCGCUUCGAGGCUGCACCGGAACCGGACGAACCGCUGCAAAGUGACCUCGAACAGGAUCAGGACGAGCUGUACGAUGAGGAUCAGUUUUUCCGCGAAUCGGACGCUGCGCCACCUGGUCCGGCACCAAAGCUACAGGGUGGUCCAACCAAUGGUCGAGUGUCGGACGUUCCCAUCUACGUCGGCACAACGAGCAGUACGGCCGCUGCACCGCCCCGUUCCAUCCACGACAUAAUGGACGAUAGUGAUUUUUCGUUCGGAGAAAAUCAGGAGAAGUUCUACCUUUACCUUAUCGUGGCAGUUACGGUCGCCAUCCUGCUCUGCGUGUCGAUCGUGAUCGGUCGGUUGGUGGUGCAGCGGCGCCGGACGGCAAAGGACGGUGACGAUAAAUUCCAAACUUCCAACACCGGCGAAACAACGCUACCGAACGGCUUCACCGACGAUAUAUCGGAAAUCGAUGCGGAUAUCGAUCUGCAAACGCCACUGCCGGUGCCGAGCGUAUCGCGUAGCGAUUCUAAUCAAACCUGUCUACCGUUUGCACGCUCUCUUCACGCUUUUACGCUUCCGGCGUGUGGCUAUUUUUUCCACGAUUGCCACCCAACGAAUGUGCGGUCUCGAAACGAUGGUAUUGCAUCUCGCCAGAGCUACGGACCGUACACACCGUCACCGGGACCGUACGGCAAUCUCGGGCCGUCGAACAUUUCACACACCUCCACCACGAUGCUCGUACCGCCGUGCUCGAUGGGUGCCAUCAUGAGUACGUCCCAGCCGCCGGGAUAUCUUAGCGGUCCCAUCAACAUCAUGCCAUCGCAGUUGGGUUCGAGUAUAGGUGCAAUAAGAACGCCACUAGCAGCGAUGACAACUUUGCCGAGGCCACACCAAGCUUCGCAACAACUACCGCCCGGUUUUCUCGGCGGUUCCGUAAUUGGCACGCAAACGCUUCGCCGACUUUCGAGCGACCACGACGGUAAUACACCGCGUAGUCUCAGUAGAGGAGCGACCAAUGCGCAGUACUACUACGGAUGACAUCCGGUUCCUACGCAGCCGGCUCUUAUCGCUACGUCCGGUCCGCCCGGUUCCGCCGGAACGGUGCAGAGCCAUACAGUCGCACAGCAUCAGCAACACCCGUCCCAAUUGUCAACCACCUCAUCCUGUACCUCCUCGUCCCAUCCGAGUCAGCAGCAACAGCAGCAGCAACAGCAACAGCAGCAGCAGCAACAUCAUCCACAAUCCAUCCUCAAAAACAAGGAACCAACGAUCAGCGAACUAGAGGACACCAUCGUCAUGUGUCCACCGAAUCGGACGUACUGUUUCUAGAACUACAGCAUUAUCCUGCUAAGGAAGCAUCACACCACCACCACUACCACCAUUACCGAUUCCUCCGUCGCUUCCACCACUGCUGCCGUCACCCUGCAGCUUCAGGACGGUGAAAGCGUGAACCGCGCCUCGGACAAGGACUUGGUGUAUCUGUGAGACAAGUUUGCGAAAGCUAAUUAAAGUUGGUUCAUCCAAAAGGCAAAAGCCUUGACCCGGGGGGCACUCGUUUUCUGCAAUUUCCAAAUGAAAUGUGUCGCGUCCGGGUCGGGCAUCACCAAACUAAUCCGUCGUUAGAUCAGUGCUCUCUGCUCUCCCGCCUCACCCUCCCCCGGGGGUGCGUUGGAGCUAUAAAUACAAAACCAAAACAAUAUUACGAGUGAGAUACUGGCGGAGGCGCUAGCCAGCACCAGUGUGUUCCGACACACACACACACACACCACUACACGGCACGAUGGAACGAUCCUUCCCGCGUGUAAUACUUAGUAUUUCAUGCGCGUCAAACCGUCAAACGGGAGCUUAUCGUACGACGCUGCGUCAUUGUUCGCUGUCACACUAAGACUGUCCGCAUGCCCUCCUAUUGGCCGAUGGGCCAUUGCAUACCUUUUUGCGGGGUGGCAUCGCCAACGUGUGGUGGCAGAUUGAACUGUCUUUGGGAAUGCAGCCGUAUGCUGUAUGUCCUCCAUACCCGAAGGAGCAAGCAUUAGUGGGAUAAGCUGUUUCCGUGUAAUUUUCCUUCCCCUCCUAUCGGGGUCCACUGUAGUUUUCUGUCCGGGGGAACGAAAAAAAAACAAGUUGUGGUCUUACUGCAACAAACAGGUGAAAGUCGCCCUCAAACCAAACAAAACACACACAAAAAAACUCCCGCCCCGGAUGUGUUCUGCCGUGGCGGUUUUGUUGUAUUCUCAUUGUUCGAAUUUUAUCGUAAGCCAAACUGUAACACAAGAAAUAGUACCUAGGACGUAAUUAGGAUGAAUGAAAAAAACAAAAAAAGAAACCAAAAAAAAUACACACACACACACAGAAAACCAUCCAGUGGACGGUACGUGAGAAGAAGAUGUAUUAAACUACAUCUUAUAAAACAGCUACUAGAGCAAGUAUGUGACAUGAUGCCAAAUGCCGCGAAGUUAAACAGUGCGUCAUGCGAAAGGCAAUAAUUGAAACCAUUUUAAGUGACCAGUGACCCCGAGGUAAUAGAAAAACACACACAGAGAGAUAGAGAGAUAGAGAGGGUGCGAAUGCGUGUGUACAUAUGUAUGUGUGCAAAAAACAAUCGUUUGUGUGCAAUUUGAAAUUGUUAAUUACAAUCUAAUAAGUGACAAAAUGGUCUGUGCGCGGCAAAAUGCGGUUGCAAAUGUUAAAUGCCAUUUGCCAGUCAGCAAAUGGUACCGGUUGCUGCGGACGAUUUUGCCGGAAGUAUCCGUUCACAGCACUGUAUAGAUGUUGCGGUUUAUAGGUGGGUGUAUCUUAGGUAUGAUAAGUCAAAGAGCUGUUCCAAACUCGUAUUCCGACAAGCAAUCGGAACGAUCUUUGGCUUUGAGAGUGUAGAACAAAUUCGUAGGAAAUUUUUUGAUAAACUCGCACUAGUCAAAGUCAAUCUACCGUUGGUGGAUAAGCAAACGAGGCGAGAUUAUUGUGGACAAGUAUUUUUUUCGGUUUUUUGAGAACUUUUUUUUUCAUUUUUUGAAAUAUAAACUACUAAACUAGUUUCGAAAUAUGUAAAGGAUAGGAGCGGUUUAGCCAUACACAACAUCAUGUAGUUUCCAUUGAUCAUUAGCGUAAAGAAGCGUCAGCGUCAGCAUGUGGGGCUCAAGCAGUGCCCUGACAACUUCAAACUCUGCUCCAAGCUCGGCCAAAGAUUGAUGGUUCAAAUUGCGGCUGGAACAGAACUCCAUGAGUACCAAAUGCCAAACAUGUCCUUGCCAACCAUUCUGCCAACAAAGCGAAACCUCGAAUCAAGUCUGACAGCUGUCUGUCAUGCAACCGGUUCGGAAUGCGCUCUCCACCAGGUCUACCGCAAACUGCUCGAAUCAGAUCAAUUUCGAAAAGGUAAUCAGGGUAAAGUUUACGCACGACACAGACAGCAACAUCGAGCUCGGUUUAUUUGGCAAACAGAAAGCAAAACCGUUUCACUGUCAUUUCCCGAUGCAAAAUUGGGCAGGAAUUGAGAGCUGAAAGCCGUACCCUGAUUAUUGGGGUAAAACUUUACAGCAUAUUACAUUUUUAAUUGUUUUUCCAACAUAUAAAUUAUAUAAAUUAAACUCUUUUGUGAUUUUUUUUUCUUUUUUUGUAAAGUUAAAUUGAAAUAGAAAAAAUAUUAAAAAAUUUCGAACGAAGUUGUUGAAAGAAGAGAUCAUUUUUCCUUCAGUUCACUGUUUCCUGUUCCAUUUGCAUGAAAGUUUGCAAAACUUUAAACGAAUGUGUUGUAAAUUAGGAAAAAAUUAAUAGCAAAAUAUUUGUUGUUAAACCAAUGGCAAGCAAAAACCAUUUACAAAUCCGUUUUCACAGUUUCAAAGCAGUGAUAUUCAAAGCCAUCAUGCAUACAUAAGCCCGGGAAACUGUAUACACAAAGCAAAAAGUCAUAUGAAGUAGCGGAAGUGUAGGAAAAUGACAUAUGUAAGUAAACACGUUUGAAAACCAAAGGCGCACAAAGGUGGAAGCGAGUAGAAGAAUCACAGUUAAGUUUAUUUAUUUACCGAGUGUAUAUUCUAUUUCCGUAUGUUCUUUUUUAUAACAAUAAUAAUGAUAAACUGGAAAUGAAAGUCCCCUCCUUCAUCACUAUCUCAAACAACUGUGGAGGAAAUGGUGGAAAAAAAAUCAAAACCAAACCUGUAAAUAAAGUAUUUUAAUAAUAA
Molecule: messenger RNA, 9451 nt
Organism: Anopheles funestus (African malaria mosquito)
Lineage: Eukaryota; Metazoa; Arthropoda; Insecta; Diptera; Culicidae
Product: protein eva-1-like
Exons: 9
Coding region: 4224-6308 (694 amino acids)
Molecular function (GO): carbohydrate binding
Source: RefSeq, a predicted model, not a curated record